Erigeron canadensis is the source of this 819-nucleotide messenger RNA. RefSeq lists its product as uncharacterized. Lineage: Eukaryota; Viridiplantae; Streptophyta; Magnoliopsida; Asterales; Asteraceae. The record is from RefSeq and is a predicted model, not a curated record. The coding region runs from base 1 to 819 and encodes 272 amino acids. The transcript has 3 exons.
AUGGCACAUUAUGCGAUUGAACAAGAUGUCCGUGAUACUGCCUCCUCUUCAAGAAAGUAUACAAACAGAGACAAUUGUGUCGAGACGCACGACCGUCUUGUUCGAGAUUACUUUGCCGAGGAACCGAAAUUUGAUGAGAAUUUUUUUAGAACACGGUUUCGGAUGAGUAGACGAUUGUUUGUGAAGAUAGCUUCAGAUUUGGAAAUCAAUUUUGAAUAUUUUCAACGGAGGGUCGACGGUCGUGGGAAAAUGGGGUUCUCGGCUUUACAGAGGUGCACAUCUGCCGUUCGCCCGUUAGCAUACGGUAGUAAUCCCGACAGUUUAGAUGAUUACUUAAAUAUGUCAGAAAGAUCGUCGUGUGUCACCCUUAAUGCUUUUUGUGAUAGAGUCAUUAGAUUAUACCGACAUGAAUAUUUGCGUAGGCCAACGCGUAAUGAUACGCAACGCAUUUUGGAUCAUCAUGCGUUUUAUCAUGGUUUCCCCGGCAUGUUAGGUAUUGCCGGUUCAAACAACGACCUUAAUGUGUUGAACCAAUCUCCUUUGUUCAAUGCCUUUGAAGACGGCACAGCCCCACUGGUUUCUUUCACUGUAAAUGGAACCGAAUAUAAGUACCCGUAUUUUCUCGUGGAUGAGAUCUAUCCAAGAUAUGCGAUGUUUGUGAAAACGAUUUCUCAUCCAACCGGUGAGAAAAGGAUUCGAUUUGCUAAGGCACAGCAGGCCGCAAGGAAGGAUAUGGAGCGAGCUUUUGCCAUCGAAUGGUCGACUGGCAGAGAUACAGAACCCAAACGUUCACAAAGAUCUUCGGAUGGAUCUCAUUGA